Messenger RNA from Thamnophis elegans (Western terrestrial garter snake), 661 nucleotides. RefSeq names its product NADH:ubiquinone oxidoreductase subunit B2 (gene NDUFB2). The record is from RefSeq and is a predicted model, not a curated record. Bases 64 to 378 code for a protein of 104 amino acids. The transcript is spliced from 3 exons. Gene Ontology annotation, cellular component: mitochondrial inner membrane. Lineage: Eukaryota; Metazoa; Chordata; Lepidosauria; Squamata; Natricidae.
UCCGCCAACCUGGCUACCGUAAAGUAACCUUGGCGGCAGGAGGAGGUCUCGGCGGCCUCCGGGAUGGCCGGGCCUCUGUGCCGAGCGACGGGAGGCCUGAGGUGGCUGAGUCGACUGCUUCGCCCCGGAGGCAAGCUAGGCCCGCGCCCCGGACUGCGGCGGGCAAGUGAAGGUGCACAUAUUAAUACUGUGUACCGCCAAUUUUCACCACCACCACGGUUCGCAGUAGUCAUCGGUGAAGCAUCCAGUGGUCUCAUGUGGUUCUGGAUUUUGUGGCGCUUCUGGCAUGACCCAGAUGAAGUGCUGGGUCACUUUCCAUUCCCAGAUCCUUCUUUGUGGACAGAUGAAGAGCUAGGAAUUCCUCCAGAUGAUGAAUAAUAAACAUGUGGUUUCAAAGUGGCUCUUAAAAUAUGAUAAUUUGCUUAAUAAGAAAGCAUUAAUUAAGAUCUACUGUUGCAAAACAAGGAAUAUCACAUUAAAAUUGAACUACACCAGAAAUGUCUGCAGUGCUAUUUAUUUCCCAAUUGUAGGAGCAUAUUUCACUAUCCUAUUUCUCCUUGUAUUUUGUUUCAACCAAUUUGUUUUCCUAAUAACAGUAGGAAUUAUUCAGAUGUGGAACAUCAAAAUACAUUUAAAAAAUAAAUAACAGUAAGCAGAUUUU